This is a messenger RNA of Rhodamnia argentea, 596 nucleotides long. RefSeq names its product 54S ribosomal protein L51, mitochondrial. The coding region runs from base 78 to 437 and encodes 119 amino acids. The transcript is spliced from 4 exons. Gene Ontology annotation, molecular function: structural constituent of ribosome. Lineage: Eukaryota; Viridiplantae; Streptophyta; Magnoliopsida; Myrtales; Myrtaceae. Gene Ontology annotation, biological process: mitochondrial translation. The record is from RefSeq and is a predicted model, not a curated record. Gene Ontology annotation, cellular component: mitochondrial large ribosomal subunit.
CCUCUUCGCAGGCCCCUUGUCUCCGACUCUGACCCACUCCCCAUCGACAACGACACAAGCAGAGCCGCGAAGCUAAGAUGGCUUUGAGAGGCGUCUGGCAGCUUCAAAAGCUGAUUGUAAGCUAUUGCGACUGGGGAGGGAGUAGCAGGGGCAUCAGGGCAUUUAUGGAGUCUCAUCUGCCAGCAUUUAAGGAGGUUAACCCUCAGUUAGAAGUUGCUACUGAACUCAUUCGUGGCCAGCAUCCACAUCUGAAGGGCUUUUAUAAGAACAAGAACCAGAGGGUGAUCUGCGUGAAGAAUAUGAGCCCUGAGGACAUCCUCCUACAUGCAACCAGGCUGAGGAAUGCACUAGGAAGAAAAGUUGUGAAGCUGAAGACAAGACAUGUAACAAAGCACCCCAGCGUGCAGGGUACCUGGACAACUGCUCUCAAGUUUUGAGCUGCGAAAUAACUGGUAAAAGGUUUCUGAUUUGGAGUAUUGCGGCAUAAGUUAUAAUCGUGGGAAUGGUGAUCUCAUGCGUGGUCCUUUUAAAUUGCAAGCUGUAGUCAUGGUUUAGAGGCUACAAAUUUCAUUGAAUAGGAACGCUGCUUUCACUUU